Molecule: messenger RNA, 453 nt
Organism: Staurois parvus
Lineage: Eukaryota; Metazoa; Chordata; Amphibia; Anura; Ranidae
Source: the annotation of a GenBank genome assembly
AUGAUAUGGAGGGGAUUGGAACACCUGAAUCACAUGAUAUGGAGGGGAUUGGAACACCUGAAUCACAUGAUUGGGAGGGGAUUGGAACACCUGAAUCACAUGAUUGGGAGGGGAUUGGAACACCUGAAUCACAUGAUAUGGAGGGGAUUGGAACACCUGAAUCCCAUGAUUGGGAGGGGAUUGGAACACCUGAAUCACAUGAUAUGGAGGGGAUUGGAACACCUGAAUCACAUGAUUGGGAGGGGAUUGGAACACCUGAAUCACAUGAUAUGGAGGGGAUUGGAACACCCGAAUCACAUGAUAUGGAGGGGAUUGGAACACCUGAAUCACAUGCUAUGGAGGGGAUUGGAACACCUGAAUCCCAUGAUUUGGAGGGGAUUGCAACACCUGAAUCACAUGAUUUGGAGGGGAUUGGAACACCUGAAUCACAUGAUUUGGAGGGUGGGGACAAUA